AUGGCGUUGAGCCUUUUCGCUCUUCUGAAUAAAAACUUUUCAAACGCUGAAGAUCUCCCGAUGUGGUUCAACGGAUACUACGUAUAUCCAAAAGACGGAUCAACUUCAACCGAAUCGAUAACAUGCGGCAACACUGACAGCGCGUGGAUAACAUCGGGAACCUAUGCCGGCUGUUGCAAAAUUUCUCAAACAACACCAUGUGCAAUGGCUACAAACUGUCUAGAUGGAACCGUUCAACUUCAAUACGGUCUCACUUAUACCUGUCAACGAGGCGCCUCCUGCCAAACAAUGACCGUAUACGAAACCUCCCCCUUCGGCUCGCCGUCCGCAACAAACAUCUUCUGUUGGCAGGAUUGGAAAGCGUAUACUGUCUACCGCACUCUCCCGGCGGACGUCACGGCCACGGCAACGAAAUCGCCAUCAAUCACUCCACCACCCCAGCGUUCACCUCUGUCAACAACAGCUUCAUCUUCUUCUCCAACCCUACCAUCCCAAAAAGAACAAGAAAAUCCACAAUCAUCAAACAAACCCUCCUCGGGCGUAAUAGCAGGCGGUACAAUCGGCGGUGUCGCGGGUGUCACCAUCGUAGGCCUUGGCCUCUUCUUCUUCCGCCGCAACCAGAAAAGGGGCAAAAUCGCAAUGGGGAUUGGGCGAGGGUCGGAACUGGACAGCUCACAGAUGCUAUCCGAGCUGGGUGACGGGCCACGCGGAGCUGGGGCUGUAGUUACAGCGAAAGGGUACUAUGCACCUGCUGUUGCUCCCGAAAACGAGCGUGACAUUGCUCCGUAUCUGAAAGCGAAUCUAUCGCGUGAGAGGCUUACGGCUGCGCAAGAAAUGCCCACGAGCCAUGAUUGA
Molecule: messenger RNA, 855 nt
Organism: Paracoccidioides lutzii Pb01
Exons: 4
Coding region: 1-855 (284 amino acids)
Source: RefSeq, a predicted model, not a curated record